Molecule: messenger RNA, 1141 nt
Organism: Paralichthys olivaceus (Japanese flounder)
Lineage: Eukaryota; Metazoa; Chordata; Actinopteri; Pleuronectiformes; Paralichthyidae
Product: polyisoprenoid diphosphate/phosphate phosphohydrolase PLPP6-like
Molecular function (GO): sphingosine-1-phosphate phosphatase activity
Source: RefSeq, a predicted model, not a curated record
ACUGUCCAGUUUGCCGGAUGUUUUACAUCUGAGCUGCAGGAUUAAAGUAUUUACUGGCCACAGGUGCUCCCUAAAGAAGGGCGGAUACAUUUGCGAGGACGCGCCAUCAAACCAAAAUGUCCUCAGCGACGUCCAGACGGAACAGUAGCCGUGGGACCCGCGCAUCAUUCGAGUGCCAUGUCCGCCGCCGAGGCUCCAGCUGUUCUUACGUCUCCUCUGGAGCCCCAACCGAGGACUUUGCCGUCAGUUUAAGUCAGCCGAUGUUCGCCAUAGCGCUGCGUUUUUUGCUGGCGAUAGAUCUGUGGCUGUCCAAGCGGCUCGGCGUGUGCGCCUGUGAGGAGUCUCCGUGGGGCAGCAUACGGCCCCUGGUGCGCCUGGUGGAGUUCUCCGGACAUGUCAUCCCGUGGCUCAUCGGCACCCUGUACACUCUUCUCCGUGGAGAGACGGCGGCGGAGCAGGAGGUCAUGCUGAAUUUAGCCCUGGCUCUGUUGUUGGACCUGCUGCUGGUCAGAGUUGUGAAGACUCUGGUGAGACGUCGGAGGCCUGCACAGAACCGCUCUGACAUCCUCUCCACCUUCUUCGUGGAGCGUUACUCAUUCCCUUCAGGCCAUGCCACACGGGCCGCAAUGUGUGCUCGGUUCUUCCUGGCCCAGCUGGUGGACACAGCCUCCAUGCGGGUGCUGGUUGUGGGCUGGGCCGUCCUAGUGAGCCUGUCCCGGCUGCUGCUCGCCAGACACUAUGUGACAGAUGUGGGCUUUGGCUUGGCCAUGGGUUACUGUCAGUACAGCUUGGUAGAAAGGCUGUGGGUGACCUGGGACUGCCUUCAGGACGUACUGCUCAUGCGACUGCGAGAGAGACUCAACAGGGCUUAUGGUGGUCUCUGGAUGGCAGCUUGGAAACAUUAGGUUUGGUGGAGCUGUGUGGUGUGUCAACAUGAGUCUGUGUAACUGAAACAUUGAAUUGAAUUGUAUCAAAGUGACUCCAGUAUUUCUAUGUUCUAUGCAAGAAUUAGGUGGCAAUAUUCAAAUUGAUGGUGUGGGCUGUCACUGGCAAGUUGUUCAUGCAAAUUGUUUGCACCACAAACCUGGUGACUAAGUCACAGCCUGAAACCAAAGCUAACGCUAACUAAACCUUUUUUUAA